UUGACCAGGGGCAGCAGACAGCUGACGCGGGUUCACAGCAACAGGUGGUCCCUGCUGACCAGAAGUUAGGACCUGCAGAGGGACAACAAACAGGGUUCAUGUUCCCGAAUGCUUGGCUGAACUGAUCUGGACUUAUUUUUGUCUUUUUCAUUUAGCUCAAAUUUAAAUAUAAGGAAUCUGCUGGCUGAUAAUCAGGCUGGAUGUUAUUCACUGGAUCUUAACUUUCAAAUAUCCAGCUUUCAAAGGAGUUGCUGCUCACAGUCCACGUCCUGCAUGCACAGCCUGGUUUGUCAACUUCAACACAUGCAUCAGAACAUCCCCCAGCAUGCCUUCACUCCUGUCCUGCACCAAUCCUCGACCAUCCUGCCGACUCCAACACCGAUGGGAGCUCAGGACAGAAAUUUUAACACAAACCUGCCUGGACAAACAGUGAGGACCUUCUUUGCUCCCAUCAGAGCCUCUCACAAAGCAACACAAAGAAUCUUUAACUCAAGAAUACGAGGGAGAUGGGGUGCACUGCAUGUGUGUAUUGCUUGGAAGAUUUACUACCACAAACAACUCAAGAAAAUGCGACAAAUGCACAGCAGUCAACAGGAUCUGACACCUGAGUGUCCUGCUACCAGUCUCUCUACCUCUAUUCAACAAAAGCCCUGCGCUUACCCAUAUUUAGACUCUUCAUCUGGAUCCUCUGCAUGUGGAAGCAAGAGUGAAAGUGGAAAAACAGUUGCAAAUACAGGUCGGAACACAAGUUCUCUCUCCGACCUUCACACACCUUCACCAGUGCCUUCUCACAGCUGUGCAAACGAGAGGGAGAAACCUGACUGUGAGGAGCAGGACCAGCACUCGACACCUGAUGAGAAGGAGAAACACCAGAUCUGCCAAUCUAGCCCAACAAACGAUUCGCCUCAUAAAGACAAGUUCAGGGAACUAAAAGUCACUGCAGAUCUUGACGGCAGACGCUGCAGCUCACUUAGCAGGAAGAGGCGCCUUGAGUGUGAAGGCAUCAACAAAGCAAAGAGAAUGAAGCAGGAAACUUUAGAAAGUCCGUUUGGUUCUUCUCAGACUUUGCAUUACGAUCCACCUCCAUUCAUCACAACUCGUACACAUCUAUUGUCACACAACAUGCAAAUGCAGCAUACUAACAUAAGUGAUUUAUCGUUCCUGUAUCCUAACAGCAUUAGAUUUAAUGUCUCUUAUCCAGGCACCAAGCUGCAUCCCUGCCAAACUGCUUCAUGGGAGACAAUGAGAAACACACAUGCUCUCCACUUUAGGAAAUAUGCCCUUAAAGAUUAUUCACAGAAUACCUGCAAAGCAAUCAGGAAGCCUCUUGCAGCGAGAGGUUUUACACCACCUCCUUAUUUUCUUCAAGGGAGGGAGAUACUUACAUCAAGAGAAGUGCCAACACCACUCCAGAUGUCAGCUGCCUCACACUGGCUUUCUACCAGCGCAGUACUGGGACCCUGAGGCGCCACAGUCUUAUAAAGGAGAGCUCACAUUCUCCUAACAUCUCUCACUUCAGUUCAGUUUUAUUUAUAUGGAGCGCAAUCAAAACGAAGUUAAAGAUAUGUAUUAGUGGCUUAUAAACACAUGGAGAAUAUUUUUAAGGGAGGUCUCCCAGUAAUCCGAGCCUACAGCAUCACAGCCAAGGGAUUAAUCCAGCUCUAAAUAUAAGCUUUAUUUAAAAACAACGUUUUAAUCUAAUCUUAAAAGUAGAGCAAGUUUCUGUUUCCCCAACCCAAACUGGAAGCUGGUUCCACAUGAGAUGUUCUACACAAGUACACCUGUACCCAAAGAGCUCUAUUAGGACAUCAUAUUAUAUUUACAGUGUUUGUCUUGUUUACUGGUCAUUUAGCUUGGAACAUCAUUUCAGUGUUACUACAUAAAGUGCAUUUCUCAUAUUUUCAGUGUAAACAGAUUCAUAUUCAUGUGCUAAUUUUUUAAAAAUUGGGCUCAGGUAAACAAAGUGGAAUAUGAACUGGUCGGGUAGUAUUGAUGCUUAAAUUUGAGUAAAUGAAAUGUUUGUUAACCUGCAAACAUAAAAAAAUAACUGCAGAUGCAUUAAAAUGAAUUUAUGGAGAUUCUUUCUGUGAGGCUGCAUUAUGCACAUAAGCUUUGAGCUAAAUGCUAACAUGAGCGCGUUAGAAAGAUCGCAAUGACAAAUGCUGACAUGUUGAAGUUAAGCAGGUAUGAUGUUAAUCUCAUGUUCAAGUUGAUGCAACUACCAUUUGGUGAUAAAUCAGAUUGAUUGCAUGUAAAUUUUGACCUGAUGGUGGAACUAUGUGCAAAGUCAUGUGAAUCUAUCAAGUACUAAUUAAACAACAUCAAUAC
Archocentrus centrarchus (flier cichlid) is the source of this 2328-nucleotide messenger RNA. RefSeq lists its product as uncharacterized. NCBI's taxonomy places the organism in Eukaryota, Metazoa, Chordata, Actinopteri, Cichliformes, Cichlidae. The record is from RefSeq and is a predicted model, not a curated record. Bases 274 to 1464 code for a protein of 396 amino acids. The transcript is spliced from 6 exons.